Messenger RNA from Gossypium arboreum, 544 nucleotides. RefSeq lists its product as uncharacterized. NCBI's taxonomy places the organism in Eukaryota, Viridiplantae, Streptophyta, Magnoliopsida, Malvales, Malvaceae. The record is from RefSeq and is a predicted model, not a curated record. Gene Ontology annotation, cellular component: delta DNA polymerase complex. Gene Ontology annotation, molecular function: DNA-directed DNA polymerase activity. The transcript has 2 exons. The coding region runs from base 76 to 426 and encodes 116 amino acids. Gene Ontology annotation, biological process: DNA-templated DNA replication; DNA synthesis involved in DNA repair.
UCCGAUGAUGUUAGUUACACGCAGAUAAAUACGACAGCCCAAGAAGAAGAAAAUUCGUGAAUUUCAAGAGAAGGAAUGGCGACACCAUCGAAGAACAUGAAGGCUUUCUACAAGCAAAAGAAGACAAACCCAACGGGAGGCAUCUCCAAAUCAAAAUCCUCAAAGGCAACCAAACCUGCCGCUACUGAUAUCGCCCAACUGCCCCAUGGCGUUUCUCUGGAUCUCAAAGAUGAUGAUAUUGAAGAGGAAGAGAAAGCGUUAAGGGAAUUCGACAUGAACAUGGCGUACGGACCAUGCAUAGGGAUAACGCGGCUGGGUCGAUGGGAAAGAGCACAAAGAUUGGGGCUAAAUCCUCCUAAAGAAAUCGAGAAGCUUGUGAAAAGUGGUAAGGUGAAACUACAAUCAUUAUUUGAUGGGCGUAUCUAGAAGGAUCAUAGGGGAAACCAUUAUGGUUGACAUGGAAUGUGGGGAAUCCUUUGGAAUCAAGCUGGUUGGUUAUAUGUUAUUUCAACUCAGUUUAAUUGGAGAUCAUAUGUUUCAUCUA